Molecule: messenger RNA, 2833 nt
Organism: Dermochelys coriacea (leatherback sea turtle)
Lineage: Eukaryota; Metazoa; Chordata; Testudines; Dermochelyidae
Product: potassium channel subfamily K member 6-like
Biological process (GO): stabilization of membrane potential; potassium ion transmembrane transport
Cellular component (GO): membrane
Molecular function (GO): potassium ion leak channel activity
Source: RefSeq, a predicted model, not a curated record
GUGAGCGGGGUGCAUAUGGCCCCUUCCCCCGGGAAUCCGCCUCCGACCCGGGGAAUCCCCGCGAUCAGGCGGGGCCCCGAGUCCCAGCCCGCCCCGCUGGGCGGGGCUAGUCCCCAGCCUAAGAAGCCGCUGGGCGGCAGGCACGGGUCGCUGUGUAGCCGCUCGGAGACCGGCCCGCAGGGUCUCUGGGCUUGCUCCAGGGAGCCGGCGGCAGCAGCAGGAAGCUCCGCUGGAAGGACACGUAGCCAGGAGGCGAGCAGCGGCCGAGGGGCUCCGGGUCCCCCCGUUCCCUGGGGCGCACCGAGGGCUCUGCCCGGGGAGCCCCGGGUCUCCCCUCCCCGCCGUCCUCCUCCUCCGGGGGCCCCGGGUCUCCCCUGCCCGGGGGGGCGCUCGGGCUGCGCUCUCCCUGCCCGCGCCCCGGGCGCACGGGGCUCCGGCCGCGCCAUGAACCGCUGCGCCGUGCAGGGGCUCUGCCUGCUGGGCUACGCGGGCUACCUGCUGCUGGGCGCGCUGCUCGUCUCCGCCAUCGAGCGCCCCUACGAGAGCCGGCUGCGGGCCGAGCUGCGCUCGCUCAAGGCCGCCUUCCUGCGGGCCAGCCCCUGCCUGAACGAGAGCGCGCUGGAGGCGCUUUGGAGGCGGGUGCUGAGCGCCAACAGCCGCUACGGGGUGUCGGUGCUUGGCGGAACGGGCUCGGCCCGGCGCCUUCCAGCUGGGACGUUCGCCUCCGCCUUCUUUCUCCAGCACGCCUGGUCACCACCGUUGGGCUACGGCUAUACCACACCGCUCUCAGACUCCGGCAAGGCCUUCUGCAUCUUCUAUGCCCUGCUGGGGGUGCCCUUCACCAUGCUGGUGCUGACAGCCACGGUGCAGCGCCUGGCCCGGCUCUUCGUCCACCGGCCCCUCGAGUACCUCCAGCUGCGGUUGGGCUACAGUCACCAAGUGCUGGCCCAGGCCCACUUCCUGCUGCUGCUGCUGGCCGUGCUGGUCGCCUUCUUUCUGCUGCCGGCCGCCAUCUUCAGCGCCCUGGAGGAGACCUGGAGCUACCUGGACGCCUUCUACUUCUGCUUCAUCUCGCUGUGCACCAUUGGGCUGGGUGACUACGUGCCGGGCGAGCAACCCGGCCAGAAGCUGCGGGCGCUCUACAAGGUCUCAGUCACUGUGUACCUGCUGCUGGGGCUGAUGGCCGUGCUGCUGGUUCUACAGACCUUCCACAAGGCGGCCGACCUGCACGGCCUCACCGACCUCUUCCUGCUGCCGGCUGAUCGCCGCAGCGACCAGGAGCCCAUCCUGCAGCCCGAGGUGCCGCCGGAGGAGCCGGCGCAGGGCGAGAAGCCGACACCUGCCAGCGCCCAGCUCAACACGGGCAGCCGAGCCAACUACUCCUCCAUCAGCAGAUAGCAUCAGCUGCAGAGGGGGCCCCGUUCCCGGGGCAGCUCCCUGCAGGGACCGUGCUGGCACCCGUGGCAGGCUCAGGCUUUUGCCCGGGCGGUGCUGGGGCCUGGCGCGGCUCCUGUCUGCAUUUUGUGGGGGAAGCUCGCCCAGGGUUUUAAUAAGGCCAUUAAAGGCCACUGUUUUCAGUGGCCAUUCGCCAGGUUUUAUCGCGGGGCAUGUGGCUGGGACCUGCCCUGUUUCCCAGACCCACCCCUGCCAUGCUGGGGACCCUGGGCCAUGGAGCCGACUGCAGGGGGCCAGCCCCCCGGCGCCGCAGGCUCUGGCUGACCGAGGGGGGUGAAGGUGACAGGCUGUGUGUGGGGCUGAGCUGGGGCCUGGCCAGGCCUAGUUUGAGUUUUAUAUGUGUGUGGGGGGGGGGGGGGGCGAUUCCAUGCAUGCCCGAGGCUUGGGGGCAAUGCCCCUCUUGCCCCCCAAAACUCUAUUCCUCCACCCCUACCAGCUCGGAGCCCCCAAGAGCCCCCCUGCAAGGAGCAGCAUGUCAUGGGGCACCCGCAAGGGAGGGAAAAGCCCCUUCCCCUGGGGGGCCCAGCUGUCUGUGCAGCUGUGGCAGAGACCCCAGCCCCAGGAGCGGGGAUCCCUGGCAGGACUAGCGAGGUGCCGCCUUUGGGGAGGGGAGGGGAGGGGGGAGACUUUGUGAUGCUUUGGCAGGAGCCGGGUGGGGAGCUGUGCUGGGUUGGGGACCCGGUGUCCCACCCCCCCGGGCAUGGGGGGACCCAGCUAUGAUGCGAUGGCAGCUGCUCUGUACCCUUCAGAGCUGGCAGUGCUGCCCGUGGGUCUGUCCAGCACAGGACAUAGCCCCAGGCUGUGCUGCCCAGCAGGAGUAGGGGUGGGGGGGUCCCCCUGCAGGGGGAGAGGGGAAAGGAGGGCCCCCCCCGCGCACACACACACACACACAGCCGCUGGACUCUGCCAGGAUCCUUUUCAUGCAAACUCUUUAAUGAACCAGGUUGAACCAUCACAGGGGUCUUGCCUGCCACCACUCAGGGAGGGUUCUGGGGCUGCUGCAUAUGCCUGCCCCCCACUGCAGGCAUCUGCCAGGGCCCGCGGCCGGAUGCUGCUGCCCCUCCAUGGCGCCAGGUGCAGGAUGGAGCAUGGCAAGACAGGCACUACCCUCGGGGGUGAUGGCCCCUCCCAUCUUGCCAAGUGCUGCCCCUCAGCCCCGAUGGGGUGUCGAGUGGCAGCACCCUCUGCCAGCCCAGGAAUCUGCUUUGUGGGGGGACGUAGAGCGAACACCCCUGUGUCCCUCGCUCAAGCACUCGCCCCUGGGAACCCCCCCUCCCUACCCCCAGGCCUGUGUGUGCCAGCUGUGCCUGGCAGCUGGAAGGGCGAAUGGUCCCGGGCACAGAUGGGUAGCAGGAGUCUGAAUAAAACAUUGCUGGAA